Gambusia affinis (western mosquitofish) is the source of this 2800-nucleotide messenger RNA. Its product is annotated as zinc finger protein 836-like. Gene Ontology annotation, biological process: regulation of transcription by RNA polymerase II. NCBI's taxonomy places the organism in Eukaryota, Metazoa, Chordata, Actinopteri, Cyprinodontiformes, Poeciliidae. The record is from RefSeq and is a predicted model, not a curated record. The transcript has 7 exons. Bases 69 to 1994 code for a protein of 641 amino acids. Gene Ontology annotation, molecular function: RNA polymerase II cis-regulatory region sequence-specific DNA binding; DNA-binding transcription factor activity, RNA polymerase II-specific.
CAACAACAGGAAGUAGGCGUGUUAGGAGCAACGUGGGGAGGAUUUGGAUCCAAACGGGAGAACACGGGAUGUUUUACUGCAGCAGUGGCGGUUCCGAUCCACUCAGCAUGUCUAAAAGCGACUUCCUGAGAGGAUUCAUCACCGAGAAGCUGAGCGCCGCCGCCCGGGAGAUCCUAUCGGCGGUGGAGCGGACCGUAGCCGGGUAUGAGGAGGAGGCGUCGGGCUUCAGACGGGAGAUCGACCGCCAGAGGAGGCAGCUGGAGCUGCUGCAGCCGCAGGUCAAGCUGCACAGAGGAGAUGUGGAGGCAGCUGAGAGGCACAAACUGACUGGGAACCAGUUUGAUGAUGAUGAAGAGGAGGAGGAGGAGGAAGAUCCAGUAGCAAUCUCUAAACUGAUCCAAGAAGACCUGAAGGACCCAGAUUAUGAAAUGCCACCAAGGUCUGGUUUCUCCAGAGUCCAGACCGCCAGAAGGAGGAAAAGAACCGGCCAGACUCGGGUCAGUGACUCUCAGAACCAGCAGAAGAAAACUCAGGUAAAGAUCGAGGUUGGUCAACAUCUCCCCUCCGAGUCUGCAGCUACCGACCCGGUGGUUCUGAAGAGCGAUGAAACCGGGUUCCAUACGAGCUUUGUUGGCGCCGUCAACGGGUCCAUCGGCUCAGCGGACCAACACCAGGAGCAGGAAGCCGAUCAGAGCAACACGGUCGCCAUGGAAACCCAGGUCUGCUGGAACCAAGUGGUGAAGGUGGAGGUGAAGCAGGAAGAAGGUUCUGUGGCUCAGCUCACGUUGGAUCCAGAUCCGACCGACGACGACAAAUAUGGACUCCAAACCAGCUCUCCUGCAGGUGAGUCGGAUCCUGGAGGAGACGCUCUGUCCGUCAGCUCUACGUCCGAACUCGACGACCUGGAAUCGGACGAUGACUCCAGCGACUCCAGCAGUGACACGGACGAGUCUUUAGACGAAUCUGUCGACAAUAAUCAGGACGUUGAGCCAAAGACACGGAGGAAAACGGACAAGCUGACGUGCAGAGUGUGUGGGAGUUGGUACAGGCAGCUGGGGAGUCUGAUCAGCCACAUCUGGAAUCACGUCAACGAGCCUCACGGCGUCUGCGGCGUCUGUGGAGAGAAGUUUGAGUCCGUGGAUGCGUUAAAGCAACACCUCCCAAGUCACAAAAAGGGCUACAGCUGCUGGGUUUGUGGGAAGUACCUGCUCUCCAGCGUCACCCUCAACCGCCACAUCGCCAAUCAUGUGACCGACGCUCCGAUUAAUCAGGUGGCGGAGACUCGGAUUAAAUGCAACUUUUGCAGCAAGACCUUCUCCACCAUGUCAGCCUUGAACGGCCACAGCCGGGUCCACUUGGAGAAACGACCCGCCAGCUGCCAUCUUUGUCCAAAAUUGUUUGAUCUGAAGUCGGAUCUUGUAGAUCACAGAAAGCGCCACGGCGACGCCUCGACGGGAAGCCUGGGCUACUCCUGCAAACUCUGUGGGAAGACCUUCGCACUGGAAUCCUCCCUGAAGACACACGAGAAAACCCAUGCAGCGACUGACUGCCCGUUCACCUGCCAAAUCUGCCACAAGACUUUCCAAACGUACCAGAACCUGAUGAACCACAGGAAGACUCACGGCACUGUCGGCUCGUUUGUUUGCAGCCUGUGCAACAUGAGCUUCCUGUCCGAAGACGCGCUGAAGGUCCACAUGAUCGUCCACUCCAACCAGGCGGCGUACAAGUGCUCACAGUGCGGGCGCUGCUUCAAACGGUUGGCCUACCUGGUCAACCACAUCAAGACGCAUUCAGCCGUCCAGCAGUGUGUCUGUACCAUCUGUGGCCAGGUGAGUAACGGACAGGAAGCCCUGGAGGACCACAUGAGGAUCCACACCGGGGAGAUCCCCGUAGAACAGAACCUGCACCUAGAUCCGUGGUAUGAAAACACGCCGGAGGAACCGCAGGGGAGUUCACUGAUGUCUGGAGGACAAGAGAGCCACAGUGUCCUUUAAAACCAUCAUCCUGCAGACUCUGCGGGAAAACUUUCACACUGGAAACGUCGCUGAGAAGAUCUGUGAUAUGAAAAGAUGUCAGAGAAACCACAGGGAUGUUCUCUGAUGUCUGGAGGACAACAGAGCCACUGGAGGAUGAACCUUUCCACUCCUGACAACCUGAACCCUGCAGUCUGGGGUUUGGCAUUGGUCGGUUCAGUUUGGUUCUGUUUUUGACCAUUUCUGUUGUAAAAUUGGACAGUAGAACCGACCCUGGACCAUUUCUGCUGUGGUAUAUGGGUUCAGUCCAGUUGUACCAUACUUUUUUGAUGGGCUGUUUUUGAUCCAAAAAGGAAUUUCGAGUCUCUUUUUUAUGAAUAAUCAAAGGGAACAGAAGCCCACGCUAACAGGCGAGCGUUUCAGAUGAUCAGGGUGGAGCCACUGGCCUCCAUUGAUUGGGGGACGUUUUGUCUCCAACCAGUGGAGGAUGUCACUGCUUACUGCUGUUGUAGCCAGACGCCCAAGAAGAGUCCAGUUAGUGGUAGAAAUGUUCUGAUGAACACGUCAGUCCUAGAAGUAUCGUACAGAACCUCACCGACCCGCUUGUUGUAAACGAGUUGUUGCACAACUCUGUCCAGAACGAGAGGAAGGAGUUUUCUCUUUGAUCAGUUCAAGUUCUACCUACAGUGUUUGAUUAUCUUGAUACGCAUGAGAAACGAGCUUUUAUCGAUAAAACCUCUAAAACUGCAUUGUUUAAAUUGUUUUCUAUAUUUUCACUGUUUUCUUGGGAGCAUUGAUACGUUUCAAUAAAUUAGAAAAAUGAUUAA